AUGGCUGAGUCAGGUUCCAACGGUUGGGUUCCUGAGUUCAUUACCAUUGCAGCUAGUGGGGACUACCUGGUCCCGGCUCUUCUUGCCGGUACCCUUCAUGUUGUGAGCGACGGCUCAUACAAAGCUAAAGUGGGCACAGCAUGCGCCCAAAUUCUAACUGAGGAUUGCAAGGAUAUCAUUUGGAUCACCUGCCAAACUCCAGGGAAAUCUGAAGAACAGAGCUCGACUCAUACUGAAUUGAUUGGCCUUAUGGCUUCUCUUCUGGUUUUGGAAUGGAUGUCUCAGGUUGCUCAACUAAAACUCUUUGCCAGCCAAUGUCGGUCGAGAUGGCCUGCAAUGGUCUUGUUGCCGUUGAUAAGUCCUUCUCCAAAGCCCAUCUGUCCUCGUCUAGCGCCCAGUUUGACUUGGCCUACACCAUCCGGGCCUUGCUUCGCCACCUUCCCCUCCAAGUUCACCGGCGCCAUGUUAAAGGUCACCUGGACAAGCACCGACCUUUCUCCCGACCUUUCUCCCAACUGGACUGGUGGGAGCAGCGCAAUGUUGAAGUUAAAUCUAAAGCACAAUCCUACCGCCGCCUGCUGGAGUCUACAGGCCGCUCGGCUGCCUCCAACCCCUGCUUCUUCCAUGAACCUGUGUCUUUAUUCAUCGACGGUGUUAAGUCUUCCAAACUGGAUAAGGCUCACAUCAUGGAGCUGGUCUCUCUUCCUGCCCUUCGAGCAUAUUGGUCCUCCAAGGACCGCCUCUCCGAGCAGUCCAUCCGUCCAAACGCCAUCUGGCCUUCCGAACCAGUGGGCCCCGAGACUUCAAUCACCACCUUGCAUAAGGAUUGCAUGCGAUGGAUUUUCGGCGCUGCUCAACACCUUUAGUGACAAUCGAGUCACACCGCAACAAGCCCAGUUUGACCUAGUCUCCUCUAUCCGGGAGGCACUUGCCCGCUCUAGGGCCUCAUGGGAACCUAACCAAGUGUAUGGUCACCUUGAUAAGGCGACAUCCUUUUCGUGUCUCUCUUGGUGGUCCAAACAGAAUGUGGAAGUGGAUGCGUGGGCGGUCGCUUAUUGCCACCAGCUCGAAGCUUCACACCGCUUGAUCGCACCUAACGCUCGUUUCUUUACCAAAUUGGCUGCCCUCUACAUCGGGGACGUCAGACAGUCGCGAUUGAAUCCAGAACAGGUCCAGGAACUGGUGGCACUGCCUGCUCUACGCAAGCGAUGGCACGAGCGGCAGAUGAUUUCACCAGAGACAGAGCUGGAGACCGAUUGGACCAGUCUGGCUCACGCCAUGAGGUCCCUUCCGGCAGGUGUCCAACGUUGGACCACAAAGCAUGUCGUGGGUAUGUGUGGUGUAGGGAAGUUCAAAGUCCGGUGGGGUGCCGCAGACUCAGCUGCAUGUCCCUGCUGCGGCGAGUUCGAGGACCACCUUCACGUUCCUCGCUGUACGGCGCCCUCGGUGAGUGCGGAAUGA
Molecule: messenger RNA, 1461 nt
Organism: Cylindrotheca closterium
Lineage: Eukaryota; Bacillariophyta; Bacillariophyceae; Bacillariales; Bacillariaceae
Source: the annotation of a GenBank genome assembly